CAGAGCACCUACUCUUGAAUCACUAGGUCGUUUAGUUUUUCCUUCGUAUAUAAGCAGCAGCCGCCCUGCCCGUUAGCAGUCACAAAGAUACCCCUCUCUUUUCUAUUCCUGCUCUUCUAUUGCAAAUCCGCCCUCGCUCUUCUAUUCACCCUUAUGUCUGUAUUACCACCUACCAUGCAUGCGCUUUCCUCCGCAUUAGGGCCGCUUGACCACACAAAGCACAUUGCCUUGCCCAAAGCCCUGCUCAAGCCCGAGCUCACUGCCACAGUUGGGUAUGCGCGCACGGCCAACGCCUUCUCUUUGCCCUUCGGCCGCCUGACAUCAGCGCACGAGGACGCGCAGAGCGAGGACAGGAUGUACUCUGCCCUGCCAGCCCUUCCCUCGAUGCUCAGCCCGUCGCCCCUGCAGAGCCUUGCCUUCUGGCACAACACGUGUGGGCCGCGCAAGGUGAUAAUAUACCUGGAGCCCCGCCGGAGCUCGGCGCUGUAUCUGGCGAUUGAGGAGUUUUUCCGGGCAUCGGCUGAGCUGGUCGGGUAUACCGAGGCCCACCAGUACCAUCCGCAUAUCUCGAUGACCGGGUUUAUUGACCUGGACGACUCAAACGGCGCCUCUGGCCACACGGUGUCGCGGAUUGCCUGUGCUUUGCAUAGGCGCGCCAAGUCCCUGGUGGGCCGGGGCGUGGUGCCGUGCGCGCGCACCAUCAACACCAUGCAUGACUACCCGCACCACGGCACUCACAAGGUCGAGCUGGUGCUGGAUACCCCGCAGGUGUUCCGCGAAAUCAUCGCUGAGGUGCAGCAGGAGGCGUGUCCGCAUAUCCGCCCGAAGCGCAUCGGCCAUAUUAGCCUGGCGUACUACAACAAGCAUGUCAAGACUGCCAAUAUGAUGUCCGAUGAGCAGGCUGAGCGCCUGGAUGCUUUGGCGCGCAGCUUCCUGUAUAACCCGGAUAUUUUCGACCCCGCCCGCAACCUGUGGGAUAUUGCCUUCUAUGAGCUCGCAUACAAGUCGCCGGUGCUGGAUGUCCCGCACAAGUUCAACGAGAUUGCGCGCUGGCAGCUGUGAACAAGCCCUCCCAGUUACUGUACAACAUUUUUUUAAUCUUUCGCAUUUCCUGUAUUUCUAGCGUUUUCAAUACAACGGCGGUUUUUCUGAAACCGGAAACCACACUCG
Molecule: messenger RNA, 1170 nt
Organism: Linderina pennispora
Lineage: Eukaryota; Fungi; Kickxellomycota; Kickxellomycetes; Kickxellales; Kickxellaceae
Exons: 1
Coding region: 175-1062 (295 amino acids)
Source: RefSeq, a predicted model, not a curated record